AUGCUGCGGGGCUCGCGCUUCAGCCGCCAUGGCGGCGACUUGAAGACACCCUUCUUAGCCGGCAAGGAGCGCGAGCUUCUGGAGUCUAAGAAGUGGCCCGCCUGUUUCUCGCAGUCCGUUGAUAUCACCAAGGUGCAAAUAGAUGCGUUCAAGCCUUGGAUCACUCGCCGGGUGACCGAGCUGAUGGGCGUGGAAGAUGAAAUUGUGGUCGACUAUUGUCUGAGUCAGCUGAAGUUCUUCGGAGAAACCGAUGCUAAGGCUAACGCGGAGAACGCUGGUGAUGGUGGCAAGUGCCUCAACGAGAAGCCUUACCUGGACCCCAAAAAGCUGCAGAUAAACCUAACGGGCUUCAUGGCCAAGAACGCCCGCAUCUUCGUGAAGGAGUUAUGGGAUCUGCUGCUAGCUGCACAGGAUAGCGAAUACGGCAUCCCGCAGGCCUUCAUUGACGAGAAGAAACGCGAGAUUGCGGCUAUUCAAGGAGCCGCAAACGAGGUAGAGGACACGCUACGGCAAAUGGGUUCCUCACUUCCCGCACCCGACCAUGCAGGGAGUGAUGCUAAUGCCUCUGCUGAAGGUCCCAUUCAGAUUAAAAACGAACCGACUCCAGUAGAGAAUGCAUCUGUUGAAGCCGAAUCGGUUCCAGGUGAAUCUCGUGGAGCGCGUCGUCAGACCUCGCGAAGCAGACGGGAAUAUGGCACGCAGCGGUACGAAGCUCGGAAAUACGCAAAUAGUCCUGCCAGAAAAUAUCCCAUCCGCCGCAGCGACGAUUCCACUCGCAAGCGUGGUAGCGGUGACGGAGGGUAUCGUCGGCGUCGUAGGUCACCUUCAUCGAACUCUUCAAGAUCCAGUUCUGCGUCGGUACGUUACCGUCGUCGCGUGCAUCGUGAGCGGUCUCCGUCUCGCAGUUCUUCUGGGUCGUAUUCUAAUCGCAGCGAGUCCUCGUCGUCUAGGUCUUCCCCCGCGGUGCGCAGGGCGCCUCGCCACGGCCGUCGUCGGUCAUACUCAAGCGCGUCUACUGAUUCGCCCACUCCCUCAGCGUCUUCAGAGUCCCGUUCUUCGCGCUCGGUCGAAUCGCCGGUUUCUCGCAGAGGUCGAGGUAGGCGGUAUGAGGCCCGUCGUAGCCGCGACCGCUCCGUAAGCCAUCGCAGAAGAGGCAGCAGCCCAAAGCGCCGUCGUCGCAGUAGUUCGUCAUCCAGCUUGUCUUCCAGGUCCUCCGCGAGCUCUUCGCAGAGCUACAAGACCAGAAGGCGACACGGUGGCAAGCGGUACGGGUCACGUGACCGUCGAUCCUACUCAUGA
Molecule: messenger RNA, 1299 nt
Organism: Babesia ovata
Lineage: Eukaryota; Apicomplexa; Aconoidasida; Piroplasmida; Babesiidae
Product: pwi domain-containing protein
Exons: 2
Coding region: 1-1299 (432 amino acids)
Biological process (GO): mRNA processing; regulation of mRNA splicing, via spliceosome
Cellular component (GO): spliceosomal complex
Molecular function (GO): RNA binding
Source: RefSeq, a predicted model, not a curated record